UCCAGAAGCUCUGUUCAGCCGGCAGAUUGACCCGAUGGCCGCCACCAAGCGAUCCGCUGCCGCCGUCGACGGCCACGCCAACCGGCCGGGAGCGACCUGCGUCAAGAAGAGGCGCAUCGGAACCACCGGGGACUACGAUCAUGAGUCCUCCCUGGGCGAGGGCAUGUUCGGCGUCGUCGCCAAAAGGCGGCACCGUGCCACCGGCCAAGUCGUCGCCAUCAAGUCCUUCCGCAAUCCAGACAAGAAGGACGAGCCCGUCGACGCCCAGGAGGUGCUGCGGGAGGCCCGCUUCCUGGAGGCGUGCGGCGGCCACCCGCACAUCGUCGGCUUCCGCGGCGUCGUGCGGGACUACGUCACCAACGAGCUCUGCCUCGUCAUGGAGUACGUCCAAGGACAGAGCCUCCACUGCCUCCUGAGGGAGAGGCGCGGCGGGCUCCCGGAGGCCACGGUGCGCGACUACAUGUGGCAGCUCCUGACGGCGGCCACCAAGAUGCACCGGUGCCACGUCGUCCACCGCGACAUCAAGCCGGCAAACAUAAUCGUCGGAGAAGGAGAAGGAGAAGGAACGGUCAAGCUCUGCGACUUCGGGGUCGCCUUGUCCAUGUCGGAGGCGCCGCCGUACAGGCAGGCCGGCACGGGCAUGUACCGAGCCCCCGAGAUGCUCCUAGGAAAGCGAGACUACGACGCCCUGGUGGACACGUGGUCGCUUGGGUGCGUCAUGGCGGAGACCAUCACCGGCGAGAGGCUGUUCGACGAGGACAAUUCGACUUGUCUUCUCCGAAGGAUCUUCGAGGUGGUCGGGAUGCAGGACGACACAACCUGGCCGGGGUUCUCGUCCCUGCCGCUCGCGGACGCGGUGCCACAGGUGCCGACGGUGCAGCGGAGCACACUGCGAGAGCUGUUCCCGGAGGGGACGCUGUCCAAGGAGGGGUUUGAGGUCCUGAGCGGCCUGCUCGCCUGCAAUCCCGACAAGCGGCUGACGGCGGCCGCCGCGCUCAAGUUGCCCUGGUUCGCCACCAUUAUUGCUGCAAACGCCCACCAUCUCGCUUCUCCUCCUGCGGCCGCUACGACGACGGCGUCCGUCAAGGUGGAGGAAGUAGAGAUCGCUCCGUCAAUGCUACGCAGAAAGAAAGCGACUGCAAAGAAAUAUCUGUCAUUGUUUGUAACAAGAUAGAUUGUCUAUGAAUAUUGUUCAGAGCUUGA
This is a messenger RNA of Triticum dicoccoides, 1203 nucleotides long. RefSeq names its product putative cyclin-dependent kinase F-2. Gene Ontology annotation, cellular component: nucleus. The coding region runs from base 35 to 1174 and encodes 379 amino acids. The transcript has a single exon. Gene Ontology annotation, molecular function: ATP binding; protein serine/threonine kinase activity. Gene Ontology annotation, biological process: regulation of mitotic cell cycle; protein phosphorylation. The record is from RefSeq and is a predicted model, not a curated record. Lineage: Eukaryota; Viridiplantae; Streptophyta; Magnoliopsida; Poales; Poaceae.